GGGUAAAUUGUGAUUUAUUUCCUUUUCAGUUGGGAGCAUCUUUCCGUCUACGAUAUUGCUGAAUUGCUCAAGCUCUUGUCUUCAGGUUUCAGUGAAGGAUGCAGUUCUUCGGAGGAUCAGAGAUCAGCCCGUCGCCGCCUCCCCCUACAGCGUCGGGAAACAAUGCCCACAUGUUGUAUGUGUUCAAUAGAAAUGGAGUGUGCCUACUUUACAGGGAAUGGAAUCGCCCCCUUAAGACUCUCAAUGCUCAGCAGGAUCAUAAGCUCAUGUUUGGUCUCCUCUUCUCUCUCAAAUCCUUAACAGCUAAGAUGGAUCCUACAAGCAUUGAGAAAGGAAAUCUUGGAGUGCCUCAGUUACCUGGGCAAGGUUGUUCAUUUCAUAGUUUUCGUACAAAUACAUACAAAUUAAGUUUCAUGGAAAGCCCAUCUGGGAUAAAGAUCAUCCUAGUUACUCAUCCAAGGACUGGUGAUCUAAGGGACUCCUUGAAGUACAUUUACAACUUGUAUGUUGAAUAUGUUGUCAAGAAUCCGCUAUAUUCUCCUGGAACUCCUAUUAAAUCUGAACUAUUUAACAGUACACUUGAUCAGUAUGUGAGAGGCCUUGGAUGAUGUAUCAAGAUUUCGAGACUGAAAAGUAAUACUCAUCUUCCAUCCUUGAAUUCUGAUUAGCAAACAUGCCGGAGAACCAUGAUCGCUUUAAGAGCAUACCAUUUUGGUCUUGUCAGUUGUCAGAGCCAUUGGUUCUUCACUUCUUUGUUCUUUACGUCAGUAGGACUCUUAGAAGAAACAUAACGUUACUUGCCAUUGGUUCAAGCACAAACUUUCUGUUCCUUGCACACAUUUCCUGAAAUUUGUGUAUCAAAUUUGUUGUUUGAUUAUUGAUUAUGAUAUGGCCCUAUGCAUUCUCUA
Ipomoea nil (Japanese morning glory) is the source of this 908-nucleotide messenger RNA. RefSeq names its product trafficking protein particle complex subunit 1. Gene Ontology annotation, cellular component: TRAPP complex. The transcript has 6 exons. Lineage: Eukaryota; Viridiplantae; Streptophyta; Magnoliopsida; Solanales; Convolvulaceae. The record is from RefSeq and is a predicted model, not a curated record. Gene Ontology annotation, biological process: endoplasmic reticulum to Golgi vesicle-mediated transport. The coding region runs from base 99 to 608 and encodes 169 amino acids.